AGGAAUGCUAUCCGUCUGCAGUCUGAAGAAGGAGCAGAAAGACUAAAGGUUGGGCACGUCUUUCCAAGGCAAUUAAUGGCUGCUGCCCGCGGGAGCUUAGCUUCAUCCUUCUCUUUAUCUACUCCUUCACCGUUCCGAUCUAAAAUCAAGCAGUGUUCCGUGACUUUACACUCCUCACCUUCUUGGCUUCUCUUUCCUUGUCCAACCUUGUCAUGCUUUCUUGCAUCCUCUUCCAUCUUCCUACCUCGCGCCCACGAAACCUUUAUUUCUUUGCUCAGCUCAAUUGCUAAACCUAGGAUUUCCAGAGCUCUACCCGUCGUACAAGAACAACCAUUAGCUGAAUCUGAAACUACGUCGGCGAAGGAGCAGAACAUCGUAGACGGCUCCCCAUUCAGAGAAUUGAAGGUUCGAUUGAAACCGUGUCAACUCUACGUCUGUAAUCUUCCCAGGAGUUGCGACAUCUCAGAGCUUCUGGAGAUGUUUAAGCCCUACGGAACUGUUCAAUCAGUCGAGGUUUCUCGGAAUGUUGACACCGGGAUAAGUCGCGGAUGCGGCUAUGUCAAAAUGAGCUCUAUGAACGAAGCCAAAGCUGCCAUAGCUGCAUUGGAUAGAUCUGAUGUUGGAGGGCGUGAAAUGCGAGUCAGGUUUUGUGCAGAAAUGAAUUCUAUUUAUUGGCGGAAGAAACUUGAUUCUGUGAAUUCAGCGCCCAAUGGGAACGUAGUCUUAGAAAGCCUUCAUAAGGUCUACGUUGGCAAUCUUGCGUGGUCCGUAACGCCCGAAGAUUUGAGACAGCAUUUCAGCCAAUUCGGGACUGUAGUCAGUGCAAGAGUGUUAUACGAUCGCAAAGGAGGGAAAAACCGUGUUUAUGGAUUUAUCUCUUUCUCUUCCGCCACAGAAUGCGAGGCUGCAAUUUCUUUAAGUGGAGCGGAGUUUCGUGGGCGUAAACUAUUGGUUAGAGAUGUCUUGAAAAAGAGUGAGUCGUGAUACUGAAAUUUGCAAGAUGAUGCAUUUCCCUGUAGACUGUAGCGAAGUUGCGCAAGCAGAUGAACAGGUAUCUCAUCAACAUAUUCCUCAGAUUUUACAUUCUUGUAUGCUUGGUGAUAUAUGAAUCCUUCAUUCUCUUAGUUUUCUUUAAUGUUGAGGUUUGAGCAUCUAGAUAUAACUCAGUUAGGGUUACAAUUUAGAAAUGGAUUUUAUCCAAUCUCAUGUACCUAGA
Nelumbo nucifera (sacred lotus) is the source of this 1216-nucleotide messenger RNA. RefSeq names its product RNA-binding (RRM/RBD/RNP motifs) family protein. The record is from RefSeq and is a predicted model, not a curated record. Gene Ontology annotation, biological process: chloroplast rRNA processing. Gene Ontology annotation, cellular component: chloroplast thylakoid membrane. Gene Ontology annotation, molecular function: mRNA binding. NCBI's taxonomy places the organism in Eukaryota, Viridiplantae, Streptophyta, Magnoliopsida, Proteales, Nelumbonaceae.